Oryzias latipes (Japanese medaka) is the source of this 5476-nucleotide messenger RNA. It is a transcript of the gene abl1, whose product is annotated as abl oncogene 1, non-receptor tyrosine kinase. The record is from RefSeq and is a predicted model, not a curated record. Gene Ontology annotation, biological process: protein phosphorylation. Gene Ontology annotation, molecular function: protein binding; ATP binding; non-membrane spanning protein tyrosine kinase activity. NCBI's taxonomy places the organism in Eukaryota, Metazoa, Chordata, Actinopteri, Beloniformes, Adrianichthyidae.
CGCUGAGCUCGUGACGUCACACGUAGCCCCACCCACAUAUUUCUGUAAACCACCUUACGUAUGGAAGUAUGGCGGUUCCAGCGACAGAACUGGAACUCGGCCAAAGUUUACUGCUCAGGUUUUCACGUGAAAGUGAUGAAUAAGCACGCAAGCAUAGAGCUCGCUAGUAAAGGGCACGGCGGCUGGGAAUUCGGGAGAAAAUCUAGGAGACAGAGUCGUCUGGCCCUCAGAGUUCCCUCAACUUCGCCUACAAGUGGCUUUAGAGACGCGGGGGGAGACGCUCCACAAAACGGGAAGAGUGGACGCGGAAGUUUGAAACACACCAACAAGUGCUUUGAUUUUUGGUUACAGAGUGUGAAACUGCGGUCACGGGACAUGUUUUGGUGAGAUAAUGAAGUGGACUUGACUGCGGUUACCAGCAGAAACCAACCGUUGACUGUCCGGCGUGCAUAGGGGUCUGGCGCUGCUUACCACCAGCAGAAGUUUGGUUAGCUUAUGGCUAUCGUCAACAUUAGCUGGAGCUAACCAACAGUGUCAAUGUUUUCAUAUUCCUGUUAGGUCCCUCAUAUGUCGUCUGAAUGCAUAAAAAAACUGAACCCUACUGGAGUAACACAGACUUGUGCAGGAGGCCUGCAUCACCAAUACUCCAGGAGAAGACAGUGUGAGCCCGGAAAGAGGCUCCUGUCUUCUCCAGAUCCCGCCAUUGCCGCUCAGCAAGCUUUCUAACCGACUCCGUCCGACUUGGAUAGUCCCGGCUGCAGCCUGGCACCCUGCCCUUAUGGGGCAGCAGCCGGGAAAGUUUGUCGGGGACCAAAGGAGACCCAGUCUUCCAGCCUUUAUUAAGGGGGGAAAGAAGGACUUACCGCGCCAUGUGAAUCAGCCGAUGAAUGUUUUUGAUUGGCACGAAGCUCUACAGCGACCCGAGUUUGGUCUAGGAGAUGCAGCCCGUUGGAACUCCAAAGAGAAUCUGUUGGCAGGUCCCAGUGUGAAUGACCCCAACCUGUUUGUUGCACUCUAUGAUUUCGUUGCCAGUGGAGAUAACACACUAAGCAUUACGAAAGGAGAGAAGUUGCGUGUGCUGGGUUACAACCACAAUGGCGAGUGGUGCGAGGCACAGACCAAGAACGGCCAAGGUUGGGUCCCAUCCAACUACAUCACCCCAGUUAACAGCCUGGAGAAGCACAGCUGGUAUCAUGGACCCGUGUCGCGCAACGCUGCCGAGUACCUCCUCAGCUCAGGCAUCAACGGAAGCUUCCUGGUGCGAGAGAGCGAAAGCAGUCCCGGACAGAGGUCCAUUUCUCUACGUUAUGAGGGGAGAGUCUACCAUUACAGGAUUAACACUGCAUCUGACGGCAAGCUUUACGUCUCAUCAGAGAGCCGUUUCAACACGCUGGCAGAGCUGGUGCACCACCACUCCACGGUGUCAGACGGCCUCAUAACCACACUCCACUACCCAGCGCCAAAGCGGAACAAACCCACCAUCUAUGGGGUUUCUCCCAACUAUGACAAGUGGGAGAUGGAGCGCACUGACAUUACCAUGAAGCACAAACUGGGAGGGGGGCAGUAUGGGGAGGUGUAUGAGGGUGUCUGGAAGAAGUACAACCUCACUGUGGCUGUCAAGACACUUAAGGAGGACACAAUGGAGGUGGAAGAGUUUCUUAAGGAGGCUGCCGUUAUGAAAGAAAUCAAACACCCCAAUUUGGUGCAACUGUUAGGUGUCUGCACCCGAGAGCCACCGUUCUACAUUAUCACAGAGUUCAUGACCCACGGCAACCUGCUGGACUAUCUUAGGGAGUGCAACAGGGAGGAGGUCAAUGCUGUGGUGCUGCUGUACAUGGCCACACAGAUCUCGUCUGCCAUGGAGUACCUUGAGAAGAAGAACUUUAUUCACAGGGACUUGGCUGCCCGUAACUGUUUGGUUGGGGAGAACCACCUGGUGAAGGUUGCAGACUUUGGCCUGAGCAGACUUAUGACUGGCGACACAUACACAGCUCAUGCCGGUGCAAAGUUUCCCAUCAAAUGGACUGCUCCAGAGAGCCUGGCUUAUAACAAAUUCUCCAUUAAGUCAGACGUUUGGGCAUUUGGUGUGCUUUUGUGGGAGAUUGCCACCUAUGGUAUGUCUCCUUACCCGGGCAUCGACCUGACGCAGGUCUACGAGCGGCUGGAAAAAGACUACCGGAUGGAACGACCCGAGGGUUGUCCAGAGAAGGUGUACGAGCUUAUGAAAGCCUGUUGGAGGUGGAACCCAGCAGAGCGGCCCUCUUUCGCUGAAACACAUCAAGCCUUCGAAACCAUGUUCCAGGAAUCCAGCAUCUCUGACGAAGUAGAAAAGGAGUUGGGGAAAAAGGCAACAUUUGGUUCCAGUCAGCAGGCCCCAGAGCUGCCCACCAAGACUAGGAGUCUCCGGAAAAAUCGAGAAGGAGACGGUGCAGAGCUUGCAGACCAAGAGGUUGCUGUGUCAUCGCCGGUACUUCCCAUGAAAGAGCGGGAAAUCACUCUGACUGAGGAUGACCGGCUGUUACCCAAAGACAAGGACAAGUCCCGCGGCAGUGGAUUUCUCAGCCUCAUCAUGAAAAAGAGAAGGAAUGCGCCAGAUCCCCCUAAACGUAGCUCCUCCUUCAGAGACAACAUCCAUCCUGAUAGGAGGAUCGUGAGUUGUGAUCCUCGAGACAGCGACGCUUUCAACAAUGGCGCAUCCUUGUCCUCUAAUGAUGCCUCACACGGUCAGGAACCGUCAAAGCUGUCAGCCACUGCCAACAAUAACGGGGCAGCGGGUAACACCCCAGGGGCUCCUACUUACCCAGGACCUUUGUUCUCCAGGAAAAAGGGAGCUCCAGCAAUGAGUGGUGCAGGGAGCAGGGCAGCCACAACACCGCCCAGUGAAGAUGAAUCCACCUUUGACUGUAAGCGCUUCCACUGGCCCUCUAACAUGUCAAAUGGCCGCGAUCGCAAUGAGUGGAGGUCUGUCACGCUGCCGCGAAAUCACGGCCAGCGCCACUUUGACUCAAGCACCUUGGUGGGCAAACCAGCUCUACCAGUGAAGAGGACCAACGAGCAGAAGGGAGAGAAUACCUCUCGAAAGGGUACCCUGACUCCCCCACCGCGCCUGAACACACUACCAGACAUUUCCUCUGUUUUCCUGAAUAAAGAUGCUGAUACCAGUCCUGGCUCCAGCCCCCAGGCGUUGACACCUAAGGUGGUCAAGAGACCAGGUGUCCAAGGCCAGGAGAACUCUAAAGUAAGUGUCCUUCAUCCUGAGUUUCUAAAGUCCAGCGCGUAUCCCGCUUUAGGGGCAGCUGGAGAUGAGUGCAGGGCUCGCAGGAACAAGCACUCUACAGACUCAUCGGUCAAAGAGAGAGGAAAGUUGCAGAGACCUAAGCCAGCUCCACCCCCGCCUUCUAGUGUCAAAAUGGGGAAGGUGUCCCGAAGCCCAACUCAAGAGCUCCCUUCCCCAUCAUCAUCCCCCUCAUCAUCUCCUUCAGACGUUAGAGGAAAGGGCCCUCCUUUCCCCUCCGAUCUUCACCACACCGCCUCUGCUAGUGAUCUAGGCUCCAAAAAACUGCCGCUAAGCUCCAUCUCUAAACCUCUGCCUUUAAAGAGCUCUGCGUCAAUGAUCAGCUCUCCCACAUCCCCAGGGGAGCUAAGCUCAUCCGCAUUUACCCCUCUAGUGAAUACCCGGCGCUCGCUUCGCAAGACUGCGCCCCGCCAGGCGUCGGAGCGCACCCCAAACUCAGCUGUGACACGUGAGAUGGUGCUGGAGGGAGCCGAGCUGCUGCGUACCGCCAUCUCCCGCAACUCUGAGCAAACGGGCAGCCACAACGCGGUGCUGGAGGCCGGCAAGAACCUUUCCAAAUACUGCAUGAGCUACGUUGACUCCAUCCAGCAAAUGAGGAACAAGUUUGCAUUCAGAGAGGCCAUCAACAAACUCGAAAACAGCUUGUGUGAGCUUCAGAUCUGCCCAACUGCCACAGGGGCCUCCAACCUGCAGCAGGACUUCAGCAAGCUGCUGUCCUCCGUCAAGGAGAUCAGUGACAUUGUUCAGAGGUAGCGCCAUGAAACUGUAAACUUUCCAAGACAGGAAACUGAUAUAUGUUAUUUGUUACACUAUCCUUUAGGAGCCAGUGUUACUGGAGAAUGAAAGACGAUGGGGAGCAGCAUUGACGUAAAACUCCCUCCUCAGUCGGCGCUAACGCAUCCUGUGGUUACAGUUGAUGAAACUGUGGAGGUCAUCAUAUGCCUCCACUAUGAAUGCACAUAGCUGGCCAUAGUGUGGGGCCAAUUCUUCACCCAUAUUUCUUUUGGAAAUGAGAUGUCCUAUAUUUUGUGUGUGUGUGUGCGCGUGUGUGUUUCUGACACUGUUUUCAUUCAUGCUGCGACAAUGACUUUUCCCUUUUAUCUCUUGACUCAAAAGAAAUUGUUGGAAUGGAUCAAAUAGUUUGCCUCUGUCCAGCACAUCAAUUUUCUGUAGCUUUGCAUCGUGUGUGUGUGUGUCAUUGUGUGCAGAGGCAGUGUCUGGUUUGGAUGGAUGUUUUUAUUUUGUUUAACUUUAUUUUUUUAAUUGUUCUUUUUUUGAAAACUUAUCGAGUAAGAAUGCGAGACAGAAUGAGCCUCUAGCUUCAUGUUUCUCUGCACACUCUGGUAUCGAACAGUGCCUUAAAACUCUAUUAAUAUGGCAGUCUUAGUCUUAACACUUGCAUUUGCAGAUUCCUGGAUGUUUUUACUGUUUACCAUACCAAAAAUGUUUUGUCUGCAGUCUGUACUGGAGGGGGAGCAGGGUGCAUGAUCUGCAACUCAGUGGAUCUAUAAUUUUUUUUACUGUCCUUAGAUGGGACCUUUUUAAAAAAAUAUAUAUGUAUAUAUAAAUAUAUAUAUACACAGUAUAUAUGUAUGCACAAGUUUUUGAUUUGUCAAUCACAAAGCCAUCAAAAGGAACUUGGCCUUGCAGCAGAUUGCUAUUUGAUUUUAUGUGAUCUAACAAAUGGACUCCAUGAUUCUGUCAGGCCUUCGUCUUGUCACACUGUCCAAAUGCUGUUGCAGAGGUCCCUCAAUCUUAGAAAAACAAAUGCAAACGUGUUAGUGUGCAUGUUCUGGGGGGGCGGGGGGGAACACUGGACUGAAAUGUUGCCCCUCUCACAAAAUGUCUCGCAGGGGUAAGGGGAGGGGGUGACAAUUACAAGAUUUCAGUGCUACGCAUGUUCCUUAUUUUGUGAACUUUCAGUAUUUUGUCUUGUAAUCAUGUCUUCCUGUAUGCCCUGUCUGACUGCGAUGCCUGAGGACAAAACUCAUCGCUACCUGACUUCAGCAUGGUACUUUAGUUGCCCCUAUCCCACCAAACAUACCACUACUCUGAUUUGUCAAAGCCUCAAUCACCAAUUCAUAGACAACUUGGCCUUUAUUUGUGUUUUAUUUUUUUGUUUGUAUGUCUCUAACCUCGGUGCAAUUUUUGUGGCAAUAAAAUACAGUUUUACUUGAAUUA